AUGGCGAAUUCCGGAAAACUACCUUUCGAUCAGAACUUGUUUGUCGCGACGUCCAACGCGAUUUACUUGAGGUCGCAGCUCGCCGGGAAGAAGCUGUUUCAGUGCGAGACCGCUAAUGGCAUAGUCAACGCUCGUGCUUCAAAAGAUAACAGUAGUCUUUUUGCUGUAGCAGAUGGCCAGGUCGUGAUACUACACGACGCCACUCGAAGCAAAGAUAGGAAGUACAGACUGAAGAACGGCGAUGGCGAGCCACGGCUCCUUCUGUUCUCACCCGACUCGCGCAUCCUGUACUUCACGACAACACUGAGCAACUCGGUUCAAGCAUACUCCAUACCAAAUGACGAGCUUUUGCCUUCUCUGCCAUCACAUCCGUCUCCACCAAACGUGAUCGCGAUAUCGAGUAACGGUACUGUCCUCCUUUCAGCCUCCCCUAACCCGCCGACUAUAUACCUCCAGGACCAAAGAUGGGGACGCAGCGCGGCGGUAAACUUCCGCCCGACAGACGCUCGUUCGGCUGCUACAUGUGCUGCGUUUCAACAGCCGGACGGUCCUGCACAGUUGUCGUACACGAACUUCGUGAUUGGGUUUCAAGAUGGGCUACUAGCGAUGUACCGCCUGUUUCUACCUUCACUACGAAAGCGUUCCGAGGACUCGCAUGCACACCAAACGCAGUUCUUCCAGUUACAGCCCAUCCGAGUUGGUGUUAUCAAAAAGCUUCAUAAGCCGGCCAUGGGCGGUAUGCUAGCAGCGCAGUUCCUAUCAGGCUACAAGUCGCGGGUUGUCAGCAUUAGGCAUGAUGGCAAAUGUCGACUUGUCGACUUUGAAGGAGCGAAAGGCCCAGUACAUUCGAGAGGUCGGGCAGAUGGAGCGGUGUUGCUGAGUGGUGAUGCGACAGAAGAUGUUGGAGAGGUAUACGAGGGCAUUGAGACACUGAUCGCAAUCGGUAUGCAGGCGGGGAAAGUUCUCAUUUUCAACGUUCUCGGCCUACUAAUACAUGAAAUCGCGCUGGAAGUUUCUGUUACAGCUGUCGAAUGGGUCGGCGAUAUGACGGCACCUUCUGCCCUUCCGAUUCGCGCAUCGUCACUAUCCCCCGAGCCUCGCUCGGUGGUCGAUAUUGUCGUAGCAGAGCAACCGACAUCCUCCGACGAAGGCACGGGUACAGUCAAAAAGGUUGUAUUGGCCCACAAGCAAGCUGUGCCAAGGAAGCCAAUUCCUAUGCGACAAUCGCCAGAUCUGUUCUCCGAUGAAGCUAGAGAGGCCGGAUCCAGAAUUCCUAGUCGGAGAAGUUCAGAUGUGCUGCGAGGCUCACCCCUACGCGUCGAGCAAGUGCGCGAAAGACCCACGAAAAAGACUUUAGUACGACCGCGAAUCUCCACUGGGACAUUCGAUUCGCCCCCCAGUCCUUCUUCUAGUGACGUCCCUGAUGCCAAAGUAAUUCAAUCCUUUAUCAGAGCCGAUCCUCCAGUACAAGAAAGCCGGAGAUGGCCCCAGUCACAUCCGGCACCAAGUGUGCCGAUGCCUUUGCGAGCGCAACACUUUUCGGCCUCCCACAAAUCUGCCAGCUCGUCUCCAGAGACCGAAUUUUCAGAUGAAGAUCAGGAAUGGUUCACACCUCCCUCUACGCGAAGAUGCAAAGGGAAAGCUCCACGGCGUGAUCUGAGUCCAGAAUCAUCUCUGACUGCGCCAACCCUCGCAUCCAUACGCCCGAUGCCCUCUGCCAAAACCCCACCUACUGCUUUGGAUACGCCUAGUAGAAACUACUCUCGUCCAAUCUCCCGGAUAAUGAAAGAGGGCUCUGGUAAACACCAAGAAGAAAUGGUGGAAGGACCGAAAGGUUCAGUGAUCGUACCAAAAGUUGCUCAGCGCCGCGUUACCAUUCUGGAACCAGAACUUUCGUCGCCUUUCGAUAGCCCGAGCAGUCUAUACUCACGGGCUACUGCGCCGAUGUUGGAGAGACUCCCGGUAAGAAAGGCAAAGGAGCAUAGUGCUGGCCAGCGACCUGCCCUCUCAGUUGGGUCUAAGACUCUAAUCUUGGAGCCCGCUCUGACAAACUUCGAUCCAGUCCAGGAGCUACCCAGCGGUAUAUGCUCAUCUUCAACUUCAACACCGAGUAGAAUCAUAGACACAUCUUCCAAUCAAAGGUUCACCGACAUGGCAGGCUCAAGCGAGUUAGGGACAACGCCACAUACUCCACUGAACCGCGCUGAUGUCGCCAUCGCUGCAGACUCUUCUUCAUCUUCGCUGGAUAUACUUUAUAUUCUUCCACCCCGGCCACAUGCUGGGAUUAACUUUGUGCAAACCCAGAGCCGUCGCAAUCUAGCCACUGCAAUGCACCGACAGCUCACGCCGAGUUCGCUCGACACACGAGCGGAUUCCCCGAGCAGUGUGUACUCUCGCUCCAUCUCCGGCAUGGCCAAAGGAGGAAACCAUGCCGAUGCUGUCAUUGAAGAUACCGAUCGGUCAGGAUCGUUGAAUGCGCCCAUGGCACCGCAACAUCAACUCAGUAUUCACGCGCUCGGUACGCCGAUGUCUACCAGCUCGCCGACUAGUCUCUACUCGCGACCCACACCUCGUAUGUUUCCCGACCGCUCACAUGCUGUUGAGGGGCCGCCUGCAGAGAAGGCGAAAGAUGUCGGGUCAGGUGUUGUGACUGCCAAAGCGAGGAUGGUAGCGGAGGAAAUGAAGUGUUUGGCUGAAGACCAAAAGACGUUGAGACAGGAAGUCGCGGCGUUGAGGGAGGAGUAUCGUGUUCUCAAGGAUGUGUUGUUGAAGUCGAAGGUAUGA
Messenger RNA from Alternaria rosae, 2784 nucleotides. RefSeq lists its product as uncharacterized. The transcript has 3 exons. NCBI's taxonomy places the organism in Eukaryota, Fungi, Ascomycota, Dothideomycetes, Pleosporales, Pleosporaceae. The record is from RefSeq and is a predicted model, not a curated record. The coding region runs from base 1 to 2784 and encodes 927 amino acids. Gene Ontology annotation, molecular function: protein binding.